Molecule: messenger RNA, 1387 nt
Organism: Artibeus jamaicensis (Jamaican fruit-eating bat)
Lineage: Eukaryota; Metazoa; Chordata; Mammalia; Chiroptera; Phyllostomidae
Gene: HMGN3
Product: high mobility group nucleosomal binding domain 3
Exons: 9
Coding region: 1-924 (307 amino acids)
Biological process (GO): chromatin organization
Cellular component (GO): chromatin; nucleus
Molecular function (GO): nucleosomal DNA binding
Source: RefSeq, a predicted model, not a curated record
AUGGUUCUCACUGGGAUAAGAUUAAGCCUUCAUCCUCAUGCACAUGAGACAGCUGUCUACUGCCAGACAUUAUUACUAACUUUCAGGGUGGAGGAAACAGAAGAACAAGGGCAAAAAGCAGUUGUGGGGCUACGGCUGCCCCUCUGUAGGUGGCGUUUACUCCCUUGUGACGUCGGUGUACAUUCAUCCAUCAAAACAGUGUCACAUAGCAACCUCUGUCUGCUGGGGAAUGGAGAACUUAAUGUUUUUUUUGCUUUGGCUGGGCCUAUUGCCCCAAAUCAGAAUUCUGUUAGUAAGGAAGAAAGCCAGUGUGAAUAUUUGGCAGUGGAAACUACAACAACGGGUACAGAGCGCGCACAGGUGGGCGUGCCCUCAUGGAAUUUAGAACAUUGCCUCAGCCAGUGGGGCCUCGCGGCCGUCUGCCGGAGCUUUUCAUUGGACGAGCGGGAAGGCAAGAGAGUAGAGGGCCCCCGGAGGGAGCAGCCGAGGUGCAGGUCGGAGAGGCCGUACCCCGUGCACGGCUGCAGCAAGGGCGGCAACACCCAGCGGCGAUACCAGCAGUUCCAACUCGUUGCUUUACUUUUUUGCUGCACGAAUAUAAUCAUUAUGCCGAAGAGAAAGUCACCAGAGAAUUCAGAGGGCAAGGAUGGAUCCAAAGUAACUAAACAGGAGCCCCCAAGACGGUCUGCCAGAUUGUCAGCGAAACCUGCUCUACCGAAACCUGAACCUAAACCAAGAAAAACAUCUGCUAAGAAAGAACCUGGAACAAAGAUUAACAAAGGUGCUAAAGCGAAGAAGGAGGAGAAGCAGGAAGCUGGAAAGGAAGGUACUGCACCAUCUGAAAAUGGUGAAACUAAAGUUGAAGAGAUCUACAUCUCUCGCUCAACUGUUAGUGUCUCAGCCUGCAGAGGCACAGAAAACUGAAUCUGUAGAUAACAAGGGAGAGUGAAUUGUCAUGACAAAUUGGGGUUGAUUUUAUGUACCUCUUGGGACAACUUUUAAGAGCUAUUUUUACCAAGUAUUUUGUAAAUGCUAAUUUUUUAGAAGUCUACUAGUUGGCAUACAAAACUAUAUAAGAAUGGACAUUUUACCUUCUCAUAAUCAAAUCUUUUUUGGAAAUUUUCAUCAUCCUCAAGUAAAAUACAUUGACUAUUGGAAGCUGUGUGUAAAAUUGAUUCAGCAUUCCAUGCAUUUGCUUUAAAAAUUUAGUCCUGUGCAUACUGUGGUGUUUUUACUGUGCAUAUUUGAAUUUUUCACGCAGUUUUCUAGAGCAAUAAUCAGUGGUGCUUUUGUACCUAGGUUUAUGUGAUUUUAAUGAAACAUGGAUAGUUGUGGCCACCUGCUGACUAUUUGUGGUUUAAAAUAAAAGGUUUUCUUGCUUGCAGAA